Messenger RNA from Symbiodinium natans, 6807 nucleotides. NCBI's taxonomy places the organism in Eukaryota, Dinophyceae, Suessiales, Symbiodiniaceae. The record is from the annotation of a GenBank genome assembly.
AUGGCUUCCGCAAGUUGGGCUGAGUCGGUCAAUCGUGCGAUGGAGGGUGAGGAGUCCGAGGUUUCUGCUAUUGAUCCCAUGCUGCUUGGGGGAGUGAGUGACGACCCUAAGGAGCCGGAGUAUGACCAGGGACUGCCGACGCAGGCACCAUCAGAUCCCGCCAUGGAGGAUGAGCAAGUUGACCGUAGGCCCCUACAAGAACGCCAAGCUCCCGCUCCGGUAGCCAGACUUUUACCACAGUCUCCAGGGCACAGUGAGUUGUCUCGCAUGGAAAAGGGAGCACACUGGGAGAUUGAUGAUGAGGAGCUGGUGCCGGACUACAACAGGAUGUUGCCUCGGGGGGUAGAAAGUGGACCGUGUGAUCGGCGGAACGAUCAGAGCUUGCUGCCCACCAACGCCAUGGAUGUGGACCGGGAUGAUCGCGUGCCCCAGUUGGCAGCUGGGGGGUCCGGAGGUCGUGUGACCAAUCCAGCGCCCGCUCCGGUCACGUCUGGGGGGAUUCCGGUUGAGGUGUCUCUUUUGCAAGCAAACGUGGGCCAGUUGGUGCAGCAACAGGUAAGCAACAUCGUGCAAGCGCAGAUGGCCCCCUUGUUCACGCAGCUCUUUGAUCGGUUGGAGGCCAUGGAGGCUAGACAGAGCCGUCUUGAUGAGCGAGCCAGGGUUGCCCAACAGGCCUCAACUGAAGCAGAUGCGCGUGCUCUUGCUGGAAACUUCGCUGCCAGUGUAAGAAUUAGUGCUUCGCAGGGUGAUGGUGGCCAUCAUGGAACAACGGCAGCGCAGCGUGGUGAAGGGUCCUCUGCCUCAGUAGCUCGUGGUAGGAAGGCCGUGGAAACAUCAAGGAGCCACGGUAGAGAUGAGGCCUCAGCAGAUCCGUCAAAUGUUUCUGGGCACGCUGAUCAGGGCUCCGGCCUUGGGGAACAAACGGGGGUGGUGGAGGUUGCUGGAGUUCCACACGCCUGGCGUCUAACGUCGGAUGGAUUGCAGUUGCAACCCCUAAGCACUCGUAAGCCCAGCACAAUCGUGCAGCCUGGAAGUCAGAACAUCUUUGACGGAAGAGCUCACUCUCCUUUUGAGGCCACUGACUCUGGGAGCAAACUCGUGCGGUCUAGGAGUGCGAGCCCGGCUAAGAAGAGGGCCACGUCGGAGGGCAGGGCGCAAGACAUAAAGGGAUCUAGGGCACUGAGAGCCACCAUCUCAGAUCCUGUGCCAGUAAGGGCUCCUGUGUUUGAGGCUCCUGCUAGGAAUUCGCCUGAGUCUUUCGUGAACCCCUGUAAGCCCAGGAUUGUGUACCCGCUGUCACCAGGUGGAACUGAAAUCAAACCACCACCUGGAGGCCCGCCUCAUUCUCCCAUCCCGGAUGCGCAAGGACAGGGGACAGUCCUGAAGCAGGUGCCUUAUCCUUGGCCAGCACCAGGUGGGGCGUUGUGGGGAAGUAGUCCGCUCACAGCACCUCCAGGACUUUCGGAGGAAAUUCGAAUGGGUCAGGAGUGUAGCGGUAGCGCUCAGCCAGGUCCGGAGUACAAGAGUAGUGGCGGCGAUCCUCUCAUUCAGGGUCUUGGGUCCAGUGGCGAUGUGCCUGCGAAUCAGGGCUCCAGGAGCGGUGAUCAGGUAUCCAAGGGUCUUGAAUGGUUCUUUGACAGCAUGAAAAAGGCCCUCACGUCGUACGGGGAUGGGGAGGUCAGAGCAGAAGAGGUGAAAACCUCAUUGGCGGAGCUGCCAAAACUGGUGAUCAAUGAAGCGGAUAAGGACCUCUCUCCAUUGUUGGCAGGAGAUUGGCUCACACUAUCAGGACCGACCAUGCGCGACUUGAGUGCCACUAGCGUACAGUGGUGGGACCAGGUCCUUCAGGCAGCAACGGAUUACUAUCAAGCCUGGCUUCGCGCCACUCCGGAUGAACUGGUGUCCACUCAGAAGAUGACGUGCAUUGACGCAGUGGCUCUGGUUUACUGCACGUAUCAACCAGGGGGUCUUAAGGUUAGCAUCCCUGACCCAACCUUAUUGCUGGCAGGGCUGGACGGCUUGACUGCAAAGGCCUCAGAUCGGGCAGGCUCCGACAUCAGUGAAGAAGCACGCCAGAACAUGUUUAAGGAGGUAACGGCAGCCAUCAAGCAGUUGACAGCAUCAGCGCCCGCUGCGGCGAAGGAGCAUCAGCAUGUGUGCGCCCUCAAGAAUCCCCAGAUGAAGUUGUCGGUUGGAGGUGACUACCGCUUGGACGGAGGCUCUCAUGAAUGCUAUGCCAAGAUGUUUGAGGAUGAUUGCCUCCUUAUGCGCACCUUGCUGUUGAAGGCUGAUCCUGAGGCGUUGCGGGCAUUGGCUCCGCGUAAAGUUCGCACUUCCUUUGCAGACCAUGUUGCAGGUGGCCACGUCCCUUUUCGAGCCGACUGUCGACAUUGCCUAGAGGGACGUUUGAGAGCUAGACCCCAUAGACGUCAACCUGCUGCUGAGUCAUUUGUCCUGAGCUUGGACUUGAUGGGGCCUCACAGGGGUGGCAGGGAUGAAGUGCUUGAUGAGGUAAGGUAUGCUUUGGUAGCAGUCUACACGUUUCCGGAAACACUGGGUGUUGGUGGAGUAGCAGCCCCAAAUGACCCCGAUCAUGGCCCGCCUGUAGAUCCUGAAGUCCAGCCCUGGGAAGAGCCGGAGGAACCAGAUCCUGAGGAAGCUGCAGUAGCUGAGGCACCAGUUGAUCUUUCAGAUGAAGCGGAGCUUCCAAGGGUUCCCAUGGUUGAGUUGCUGUGGGUAGAACCUUUGCGCAGAAAAACAGAAGCGGAAACCCUCCGAGCAACCAAACGCAUCAAGGCAGCAAUCUCCCUUCUAGGACUCCCCAUUGUCAGAAUACACACAGAUGCGGGGAAGGAAUUCUGCAACAAGAGUUUCAGAGCCUGGUGCAGUGACAACGCCUUCGUGAAAAGCUGCACAGGAGCGGAUGACUUCCGUUCAAACGGACGGGUGGAAAAUGCCAUUGGGGUGCUAAAGGGUCGUGCGCGCACGUUGUUGCGGGCUGCAGACAGUGAAUGGCAGGAUUGGCCGUUUGCACUGCGGCAUGCCGCGGCCCAACAUCGCAUGUUCAAUUUCCAGCGUUUAGGCUGGAAAACUGAGGGACUGAAGCCGUUCAAUGCUUUGGUCCAUGUGCAAGAGCGGUCAUGGAGAAUCGGGGAGUGGGGGAGGAGGGCUGUUCCAGCUAGGAUCCUUGCUCCUGCGCAGGAGGUCGAGCGUGCGUACGUCGUGCGAACAGAAGAUGGAAAUCUGCGCAACGUUAAGGUUCUCUUUGGCGGCGUUCGUGAAGGGCCUCCUGUUGCUGAUGAUGCUCCGCCUGAAAGAGUCCAGGACUUGGCGUCGUUGAGCGACCCCUCGGAGCAGUUGCUAAGGUCCCCGGCUCCGGCCGGCGUAGGUUGGGGUGGUGGCGGUCCGGGGGAGCUUGCUAGGACCGGGACGAGGGCGGGAAGCAUUGGGGCUGGAGGCUGCGAUGCUCGUGAUGCUCGAGAGGAGCCUGGGGAAAGGUCUGGCGAGAACCAGGCAGAGGAUCAGCUUCGUGCUUGUGCUGAGGGCAAUGGCCCUACGGACAUGGGCUGCUGUGAAAGUUUGGAAAGUGUUGAGGGCCUUACUGUUUUUGAGGCUCCAGAGUGUGGCUUCUUUGUUGAUGCCACCUCCUGUGAAGAAGAUUCCUCUAUAGGAUGUAUGUGGGAUGGGGAGGGCUUCGAAGCCUUUGAAAAUCGAGCCCUCAACUUGAAGAUGAUGAUUGAUCGUGAGUGCGAGUUUUUGAAAAGAGAAGCCCAAACCCUUGAAGACUGUGCAGUUUCUGAAGAGUUUCUCGUCAAAGCUGUGCGCGCGUUAGGGCAGGCUCAGGAUAAAGCUGUGGAAAAGGCCCCUGAAGAAGUUGAGUUUUCCCUUUUGCCUGACUGUGAAAUCCUGAGUAGCCAUACUGUUCCCCUUCAAGAGGUGUACAAGCAUUUUCAUCUCUGGAGAAAAGCUGCUGAACAAGAGCUGCAGUCCUUGAUUGAGGAGAAGGGUGCUUUCAAACGGGCCUCUCUUGCAGAUCUAAAGCGGUUAGAGGAGCGUGGAACGAAGGUAGUCAUGGUUCCUGGGAAAGCAAUCUUCACCCGCAAAUCGGGUGGCCGUUUUAAGUGCAGAGUGGUGAUUUGCGGAAACUUUGUCCCUCAGGGUUCUGGAAACGGCGACAGUCAGGGGGAUCAAGCGUCGUUGUAUGCUGCGGGUUGCGAGGUGUCACAUGUGAGACAAAUUGCUGCUAGAGGGGCUCGAGUUGGCUGGGCAGGUUUUUUGUUGGACAUCAAAACAGCAUUCCUGAACAGUUUGUUGUUGGAUCCCAUAAAGCCGCGCACUGCCCCACCUCCAACAAUGACCGAGAACCCCGCUGAGAUUAUUGCCGUGAAACCUCCAAAGAUCCUGAUAGCGCAUGGGUUGGCAAAAAGUGAUGAGUAUUUCCUUUGCUUGAGGGCGGUCUACGGACUACCCCAAUCUCCUAGAGAUUGGGGCAUCACAAGAGAUGUCACCAUAGCAGGCAUGGAGAUCGUUGUGCCGCCCACUGACGUGACCCCAGAAGAAAUGCCAUCGCUUGAUCACUCAACCCGGGAAGCCCUGGGAAAGGUGAUGAAGUUGGUUCCCUCAGCCUCAGACUCGCAAGUGUGGGCCCUUAGAGUUGCGAAUGCAGAUUGCGAUCUUCAACCAGGCCCUGCGCUCGCGUGGAUAGCAGUCUAUGUGGACGAUAUUCUGAUCAUGGGGCCCCGGGCUGUAGCGCUUGCUGUUGUGAACAAGAUUAAGGCUGCGUGGGAGACAGGGUCAAUGAAGAAAAUUCCGCAGUUGAUCGAAGGAACAGCCUCGUUCUUUGGCAUUGAGUUUGCCUGGAGGGGAAAUCAGCUGAUUUUGGGGCAACAGGGGUAUAUUCAAGAUCUCAUGAAACGGUACCCGCAUGUGAAACUGCAAACCACUCCGUUGCCGCCCGGAAAUUUCGAAAUCCCUGAACUGGCUGUGGAGGAGAAAGACCCAAACGCACUCCGCGCGUGCCAGACGUCUCUCGGAGAGAUGCUCUGGAUUGCUACGCGUACCCGGCCCGAUCUUAUGUAUGGCGUGAGCAAAUUGGCCUCAGAAAUGUCGCGCAACCCAGUGGCCACAUUACCGUACAUCGAACAUCUACUAGGGUACUUGUUCAACACAGUCGAUGUAGCGCUAGUGUAUGGCCCCAAGGUCCCCACCUUAGGUGAGUCUGGUAGUGUAGCGACAGUCUCAGGAGCCAAUGUUUUAGAGGUCCAUACCGACGCGGGCUUCGCCCCGCUAGCCGGACGAAGCCAGGAGUGCGCUAUACUCUUUCAAGAGGGAGCUAUUGUGACCUGGCUGUCCAGUAAGCAACCAUUUACGGCCCAGUCCACUGCCGAGUCAGAACUCUUAAGCACCAUGACUGGGUUCAACGUAGGUAGGGCCCACCAGCUGUUAGCAAGUGAGCUGUGCGGAGGUGACGUCCGCCUUGUGGUGCUCAACGAUAACCAAGCUUGCCUACAAAUCAUUCAAGUAGAUAAUGCAUCCUGGCGGACUCGCCACUUGAGAAUCAGGGCAGCAGCUCUGAAGGAACAAUAUCUUGCUGACCAGGUUGUGGUUGGGUAUGUCUCAAGCUCCAGAAAUGGAGCAGACCUCGGGACAAAGUCCGUUCCAUUGCAGCGACUUCAGGAGUUGAUGCAAGUGUUGGGGCUGGGUUCCUUGAAGGACCAAGGCACAUUGUCCCCCGCACCUGUCGCUAAUCAGAGCGGAGUCUCCGUCAGCCAAAGGGCAUUGGUUUCAGUGGUGCUGUUGCUGUGCGCGACAGAGGCCGAAACAGUCAGGACUGAGCCUGAUCUGAGUUCGGAAAGGGAGUGGGACUUCACUAUCUUCGUAUGCAUGGUUGCGGUGUGCAGCAUUGUUGUUUGGGAAGCCUUGAAGUGGUUGCUCAGGAAGGGAAUUUGGACUUUUUGGGUUAAGUUAUGGGGAAACCGUGACAUCGAAGAACCCGAAGCAGAGCUAGACACACUCAGCGAAGUGCAGCCUGAUCAUGAGGAUGAUCUUCGAGAGCUUCCCCAAAUAGGCCCACCAAUCCCUCGCCCCCAUGAAGAGCCCGAACGACAAAUUGCUCAGAUGCCAGUCCCGCAAGAGGUGAUAAGGUAUGUAGAUGACGAGGUGUUAAUCUUCGCUGAGAGGGCACAAGCUCAAGAGUUUGAAAGGCUCACGGGGGUUGGGGCUAUUGAGGCCGGACUUCGAAAUCGGAAUCUAGGCCAACGCAUUUACCGAGAAGAACCAGAUAUUGAACCACCAGAGGCUCCGCCUUUGCCGCCAAGGCCUGUACAAAGGGCAGACAGCGAAGGGGUUCACCGCGAGGCGGACGCCCGAAGUCAGCGUGAACAGAUUGCUUUUCCUCAAGCACCUCUGAGACCUCAUCUAGUGUGGCCAGUUCCUGUACAGCUUCCGAACCACGAGGUGCUGAGAACAGCUAGCCCUUGGGGAGGACCUUUGAGUGCCGUCUUCCAAGUCCCUCCAGCAGGAGUCCGAGAUCACUUCAUCUACGACGCUCACCGCCGUCCAAAUGUCUUGAUCCGGUGGCAUGGGAUGCCGAGAUUGCGCUUGUUCUGUCCGUCAGACGCGCGCCUACCAGAGGUCAUUCGAAGACAAUCCUUGACGGGCAGAAGGAGGACGCUGAUCGUUCAUGCUGACGGUCGCACCGAACUCCGCGAUGAUCGUUUUGAUGAUCCCACCAACGCAAGGCAUUGCUAUGACAAUGCUUGGCGUGGAAGAACCGAGCUUGAAUUGCGUCCAGAACAGAAUGAGUGA